Messenger RNA from Medioppia subpectinata, 1355 nucleotides. The record is from the annotation of a GenBank genome assembly. Lineage: Eukaryota; Metazoa; Arthropoda; Arachnida; Sarcoptiformes; Oppiidae.
UGAAUAAAAAGUGAUUCAAUAAUUGAUUCACAUUUCAAUCAAAACAUUCAAACAAUCACUUCAUUUGAUCCCAAGAUAUGGCGCAACACAUGAAACACCAGAAGACAUCACUCGAGUCCACAGAUGACAGCAGCGAAGACGACGACAGACAACAGACACAAAUCUACGCCAAGGACUCAAUGGACAGAUUCGGUGAUGAUUUGUGUCAACUAUUGUUGUCUAAUCUCUCACUUAAGAACCGAUUUGUGUUUCAAUGUAUGUCUAAACAGUUCCGGAGGACAGUCUUCAGGAGUGUUGUCGACAUUGAUGUGAGAGACGAAUUGAUUAAAGGAAACUACAAUACAAUGACUCCAAUCAUCGCAACAAUGAAUAAAGUGAUCAAAAAGUGUCAAAACAUUGAAACGAUUGACUUUCGAGGACUCGAAGACAGCAAUCAAUACAUUCUCGAAGUUUUGCCCGAAAUUCGACACAAAAUCCCGAAAUUACGGGAAAUUUAUUGCGAUUUAAUGUCAAACAGCGAGCGAUGGGUACGACAGUUGGCACCACUCGUCACACGAGUCGGGAAUCACUUGUCGUCACAGAAGGAGUCACUCAUUCAUUGCAACCGAUUGUCUGAAUUGAGAGUCGAAAACUUGGCUGAAGUCUUCGACACCACUUCUGGACAAUUAUUGGCGAAGAAUUUACGGUCGUUUUGGUUGAAAGGGAGCGCUAAUAGCGAGCAAUUGUCCGCAUUCUUGGCCGGCAAUCAAUGCCUUAGAUUUCUCUUAAUUAAAAUCCACAAUUUGGAGAGUUUGACACAAUUUGGUCACCAAUUGUCACAAUUACCGCAACUACGGGUUUUGGUGAUCAGAUUAAGACAUUUCGACCAAUCAUUGAACGAUUCUUUGCGGACAAUUGGCGUGAAUUGCAAACAAUUGACAAUUUUAGCGCUGAAGUUGGGCACAAAGACUACUGAAAUCAAUGUCCAGACAUUGGAUUCGUUGGAAAUGUUUGGACGAUUAAGACAACUAGAAUUAGCUCUCAUCGGAUCCAACACUCAAUCGUUUGAUCUCUUGAUUCCCGGCAAACGAUUAAUCAAUUUAAUGAUUCAAUGCUCGCAAAUAGACUGCAAAUUAUUGGGCAAUUGUCACAAACAAUGGCCACGACUUCAAUAUCUAGACUUUGAAUGUCAAGAGUUUAACGACAAGUGUUUGGAUCACAUCUUAAGAUUACGGACUUUGCAAACACUUGUCAUUCAAUGCGAUCAUAACAUCGAUCUCUUGGAUAAUGAUUUCUGCGAUCUUUUGGCCACAAAUCCUAACCUAAAGAACAUUGAAAUCAAUGCAAACAAUGAGAAGAAGUUUUACUGCCGUUAA